CCCACAAUGCAUCUGGACUCAUUCAUUUACAGUUCGCUCUACGAUACCGAAGCAAGUGUGCGUGGUCGACAUGGCUCAAGGUAAACAGAAAUUUAAAGCGCAAAAACCCGGCGGUGGGAAGAAACAGACUCAGAAACAGAAAGGUCCAAAGAAAGGAGGGAGGAUAAUCGCACCCAAGAAAGCACAAGUGGUCCAGCAACAGAAACUGAAAAAGGGUCUGGAGGUGGCCAUCAGGAAUAAGAUUGAGCAGGAGGUGACCCAGAAAGCCAGCACCUCCAUGCACAAGCGCCUCAACGUGCUCAAGGCUCCCGAGAGCAAGGCAGGAGCGGCUGCGCCUACCGCCGGAUCCUCCAAAUAACACACACACACACACACACACACACACACAGAAACAA
Molecule: messenger RNA, 395 nt
Organism: Alosa sapidissima (American shad)
Lineage: Eukaryota; Metazoa; Chordata; Actinopteri; Clupeiformes; Clupeidae
Gene: c9h19orf53
Product: chromosome 9 C19orf53 homolog
Exons: 4
Coding region: 71-358 (95 amino acids)
Source: RefSeq, a predicted model, not a curated record